UUAAUAACGCCCCGGCCAGAUUUGUGUCUGAACGCCUCUAUUUCAGCACUAUCUCGAUAUGCUAGCCUUGAGCUGCCUGCUACACUGACAAGUUUCUGCGAUAUAGCCGAGAGUGGCUACGCGAGAGAGCAUCACAGCCUGAUAGCCUGCUGCUACCCCGGGAGAGGCGAUGAUGGCGGCGGCCGUAGAGAGAGGAGGAGUGCGGGCCGCUUUCCUGAACCCAGGUAGCGGCGGCGGGAUCGGUGGACCACCCCCUGCACCUAUGCCCUCUGCUCCCGGAGCCGCGGUUGGAGCGGGAGGCAUGGGUUCGAAUUCGGGUGGGUCGGAUGGUCCCAUGCCCGUGCCUAUGAAUCUUUUUGCGACAUGGGAAAUAGACCGCUCUUCUCCGAGUUGUGUUCCAAGAUUGUGCAGCCUGACCCUCAAGAAGCUGAUUGUCCUCAAAGAAUUGGACCGAGAGCUUAGCUCUGUGGUGAUAGCUGUCAAAAUACAGGGCUCCAAGCGCAUCUUGAGGUCUAACGAGUAUGUCCUUCCUCCAGAUGGACUGAUGGAGACUGACCUUGAGCUGACCUUCUCACUCCAGUAUCCCCACUUCCUCAAAAGGGACGCCAACCGAUUGCAGAUCAUGCUGCAGAGGAGGAAGCGAUAUAAAAACCGCACCAUCCUGGGGUAUAAGACCUUAGCUGUGGGCGUCAUCAAUAUGGCAGAGGUGAUGCAGCAUCCGACAGAUGGAGCCCAGAUCCUGGGUCUCCAUAGCAACGUGAAGGAGGUGCCGGUGCGUGCGGCCGAGCUCAGCGUGUAUUCCCUGUCCAGUCAGCCCAUUGACCAUGAGGACGGCAGCGGGCAGCCAGGGACCAAGGCCAAAGCCUUAGAUCGCUCCCCGGAUAUGGACAACUACUCAGAGGAUGACGACGACAGCUACUCCUCGGAGCAGGAAGCUAGCGACGAUGCUGUUCAACCAGUGGACCUGUACGAUGAGGAUGAGGAUGUGCAAAGGAAGCCAAAGAAAAACCGGAGGAAAAUGAUUCGUACAACAUCCAUGACAAGGCAACCCAAUUUCAAACAGAAGUUUGUGGCCCUGUUGAAGAGAUUCAAAGUGACGGAUGAGGUUCUGGACUCGGACCCAGUGGACCAAACCCAGGAGGUGGAGGAGGAUCUGGACCUGCUCUAUGAUAGUCUGGAGGUUUACAACCAGAGUGACAGUGGCCCUGAGAUGGAGGACAACGAGAGUGUCCUCAGCACGCCCAAACCCAAACUCAAGCCCUUCUUUGAGGGAAUGUCCCAUUCGAGCUCCCAGACUGAGAUUGGGAGUCUACACAGUCAGAAGAGCCAGCCCAGGGACCUGGCCAGCAUCGGUGGAGAGCUGCUGUCCCCGGACAGGGCCAAAGUCCAAAUAGGGACCAAGUAUACAGACGACAGCGCCAGAUUGGAGUCUCCUGCAGGGGACGCGGAGGAUGAGGAGACUAGGGCUGGCACAGGGUCAGGGGAGGCUAACCCCACUCCCAUCAGCUGGGACCUGAGCACGGACAAACUGCCCGGCCCAGUGGCCAAACUCUGCAAGACCGAGUCCCAGACACUCAUGUCGCCGAGUAAAACAGAGAACAAGCUGCAGAGGCGUCCUAGGAGCACAUCCAUGAAGGACCGACAGAACUCCAAGGCCCAGAGUGACAGGACCAGCAGCAUCGACAGCGAGACAUCCCCGGAAUCCAGGAUCGCUGUCCAGGUCCCCAGGAAGUCAGUGUAUGACCAGCUAAACCAGAUCCUUAUCUCCGACGAGCAGCUCCCCGAGAGCAUCAUCCUCAUCAACACCACAGACUGGCAGGGCCAGUAUCUAUCUGAGAUUCUCCAUGAGCACAGCCAGCCUAUCGUGUGCACCAUCUCUGGAGCGGAUGUCCAUGCGGCCUUCAACACCAUAGUCACCAGGAUCCAGAGAUUCUGUAACUGCAAUGCCCAGACACCCCCCACCAUCAAAGUGGCAGUGGCCGGAGACCAGAGUUACCUCAGCACCAUCCUCAGGUGCUUCGUGGAGCAGCUGGCCAACAAGACGCCUGAUUGGCUCAGCUACAUCCGCUUCCUGGUCAUCCCUGUUGGCACUCAUCCUCUGGCCAAACACAUGUCUUCGUUCGACAGUAAGUUCAACAACAUCUUCAUGGACGCUGGCUGGAGGGACUUGUUCGGCAGACUGGAGGCCCCAACAUCAGUUUCCAUAGACAACAUUGAUGUAGCAGGCCGCGUGUCUCAGUACCUGGCUGGGGCCAGCGUCUCGCACCAGUGUCCCAUCUCUGAGGCCAUGCUCACCUACAAACAGAAAAGGAAGAGAAGCUUGUAUUUUGAUUUUUACAUCAGCCCUGACGAGGACUCCUGUCAGAAGUUUGUGCCAUUCAUUGGGCUGGUGAAAGUGGGCAUCGUUGAGCACAACCUUUCAACCUCAAUGGACUCUGAUGAUGCUGUGAUGGGGAGCAUCAAUAUGCUGGCCUCCCCUCCCCCCCAGCCGGGACCACCCUACAUGAAGGACCUGACCUGCACCCCGCCCCCCUCCCCCUCUGUCUCAGCCACCCUCGCCGGAGCCGGCUCUCCGGUGACGGGCGGGGAGGUGAUGGGGCUCCAGGUGGACUACUGGGCAUGUCACGGCGUCGACAAGAAGAAGGAAGGCGAGAAGCGAGACGUGGGCAUCAAGAAUACCCUGAAGAGCAACUUCCGCUCGCUGCAGGUGUCCCGCAUCCCCAACGGGGGCGAGCUGACCCCUCCUCCCGGCAUGGCCAUGACCGUCGUCAUGAAGGAGAAGAACAAGAAAGUGAUAUUCCUGAGUAAAAAGCCCAAGGAGAAGGAGGUGGACUCCAAGAGCCAGGUGAUCGAGGGCAUCAGCAGGCUGAUCUGCGCUGCCAAACACCAGCACACCAUGCUGAGAGUGUCCAUUGACGGUGUGGAGUGGAAUGACGUCAAGUUUUUCCAGCUGGCCGCCCAGUGGCCCACUCACGUCAAGCACUUUCCUGUUGGCAUCUUCGGCUACACCAAGCCUGCCAUGUGACAUAUCACUGCCACCUAAACCCAAGUAUGGGUAGCUGCAGCCCAAUAUGGCGACCGGAGUAUGGGCAAGCGGGUGUGUCGAAAGGAGUGGGCGUAUGGAAAGCUAAUCAGCUAUUUGGGAAGAUUUGUUGCCACUCAAGACCGUUUUGCAUGGCUGAUACGAGUCAAUAAGCCACCGACCACUGCAGCGGUUUUGUAUCGAGGUGCCUGCUGACCGGAGGUGCUUCCAACUGGGCAGCCGUGUCACAUAGUCGCCAGUGGUAGCUAACAUGGCAAAAACAAAAACAAUCUCCCAUGAUUUUGUUUCCAAUAGGAUAGAAGCCUACACAAGAAAUAACUAAUAUUGAUAACCAUUGAGAUUUCACAUUGAUACAUACAUACAGUCUACUCAACACCUGGACACAGUGUCCUUGCUCCCGCUUUGCCAAGCACCACUGUCCCGAUGUGAGAAGUAGCUAUUUAGUAGCCAAUGUCAGGGUGACAGUCACAGUGAGCAUACGCAUACAAGCAAUAUGUAACGGCGUUCGUCUGUUGAAAGAAGAGAGUCGGACCGAAAUGCAGCGUGUAGGUUACUCAUGACUUUAAUGAAAUAAAUCGCGGUACAUGAAAUAACUGAAUACUAAAUACAAAAACA
This is a messenger RNA of Oncorhynchus gorbuscha (pink salmon), 3658 nucleotides long. RefSeq names its product phosphofurin acidic cluster sorting protein 2. The transcript is spliced from 25 exons. The coding region runs from base 170 to 3025 and encodes 951 amino acids. Gene Ontology annotation, biological process: protein localization to plasma membrane. NCBI's taxonomy places the organism in Eukaryota, Metazoa, Chordata, Actinopteri, Salmoniformes, Salmonidae. The record is from RefSeq and is a predicted model, not a curated record. Gene Ontology annotation, molecular function: transmembrane transporter binding.